AUGGAGCGGAAGAGCCCCGCUACCGCGGGGAAGCAGAACCCGGGCAGCCGGGGAGCCGGGGACGGGCACUGCGCCCAGGGCGGCGGCGGCGGCGGGCCAGCGGCGGGCGCCCAGCAUCGGGGCAGCGGCUGCGGCCAGCUCUCGGUUGCAGGCGCCGCCGCCGCCGCUUCUCCGGCUGCGGAGCCCGAGCAGCUGAUCCGAAGAGCGCUGGAUUUCAAAAGCCAAGGAGCCCAGUGCUACAAGGAGAAGAAGUGCCGGGAAGCCAUCGGCAAGUACCACCGGGCGCUGCUCGAGCUGAAGGGGCUGCUGCUGGCCCAGGAAGACGCGGAGGACGCCGCCGCCGCCUCCACCGCCUCCUCCGCGGGGGCUGCCGGCCUGGGCAAACUCUCGGACGAGAAGUCACACACCAUCCAAAAGAUUUUCAUAGAUUGCAAUAAUUCUGUGCUAGCCUGCCUACUUCAAGCUGAGCUGGUGAACUAUGAGCGGGUCAAAGAAUAUUGCCUGAAAGUACUGAAGAAAGAAGGGGAGAACUUCAAGGCACUCUACCGGUCAGGAGUAGCAUUCUAUCACCUUGGAGACUACAACAAGGCCCUUUACUACUUGAAAGAAGCAAGGUCUCGGCAGCCAACAGAUACUAAUGUUGUACGGUACAUCCAGCUGACAGAAAUGAAGCUUAGCAGAUGUUCCCAGAGGGAAAAAGAAACAUUGUAAGAAGAAACCCAGUUCUGUGGGCCUGAAUGGAUACGUCCUCCCAUAAAUGAUCACCGGGUGAAUUGUCCUCCCCAUUGGCUUCACAUUAGAUUGACAGGUUUUCUCUCCUUUCCUGAUGUUACUUUUGAUCUAAGAAGAGACCCUGGAUCUAGCUUUGGCUAUUUGCUGGCUUAGUGAUAACAUUCUAGUCCUCCUAGCGCAAUUGCUCUGGGAAUUUGGAUGAAGAGAGCAAUAGAGAAGGAUUCACUUUGCCUUGUGCUUAUAUU
Molecule: messenger RNA, 977 nt
Organism: Protobothrops mucrosquamatus (brown spotted pit viper)
Lineage: Eukaryota; Metazoa; Chordata; Lepidosauria; Squamata; Viperidae
Gene: TTC9
Product: tetratricopeptide repeat domain 9
Exons: 6
Coding region: 1-711 (236 amino acids)
Molecular function (GO): protein binding
Source: RefSeq, a predicted model, not a curated record